GACGGAAAUCCUGAAUCGUUCACAACUCGACGUGGUCGGCCAUCGAUUCGCCCCUCCGUUUAAAAUUAAAUCAAUUUCGAGAAUAAAGUAUAUUUUGUUUGUUGCUCGAAAGUUGAAAUCAAAUCGAAACAAAUAAAAAACGAGUAACGAUUAAUUAACGCAUACCAGUGAUCAGUCCGAUAUCUGAUUUGUCGGACGAUCACAGUAAACGGAUGGCUUUCCCACGGGUGUUACUGGUGGUCCCGCUGUUUGCCGCUUCCAUUCUUGGGUUGCACUUUCUCGUCCAAAAUGCUCCACCCACCGAUAAUCAAUGCCGCAUCAAAAUGGUGAUUCCCAAGAGCAUGGCUGAACUAAUGGAACUCAACUCGUGUCUUAGGAAGCAUUAUGACAAUAACUACCUAUAUGUGCUUACACUUUUCAGUACUGUGUACAUUAUUAAACAGGCAUUUUGCAUACCAGGCUCUGUCAUACUGAACUUGAUUGCGGGUUCGUUGUUUGGCUCUGGUUUUGGACUCCUGCUGGUGUGCACACUAUCAAGUAUAGGUGUCUCUGCAUGUUACCUCCUGUCUAGAGUGUGUGGCGUUGAGACUUUUCUAAUGAAUUAUUUCCCUGGCACAUUGACCUCAUCAAAAACUACCGUGGGAAAUUUAGUGAAAAACAAUGAACACCAACUUUGGUACCUGCUCCUAGUCUUGCGCAUCAUUCCGAUUACUCCGAAUUGGCUGUUGAAUCUGCUUGCACCUGUAUUCAGCAUUCCCCUCUGGACUUUUAUGUACACAACAUUUUUUGGGCUGAUGCCAUACAAUUACAUAUGCUGCCAGAGCGGCGAAACAUUGUCAAAUAUCAACUCAUUAGAAGAAAUAUUUACGUUCAAAACAACACUGCAGUUAACGUCCAUCGCUGUGGUUAUGGUGGUUAUAAAGGUCGCUUCAAAGUUCUGUAAAAUAAAUACCUAAUUGUUAUUUAUUGAGUUUACUAA
This is a messenger RNA of Myzus persicae (green peach aphid), 979 nucleotides long. Its product is annotated as transmembrane protein 41A-like. The record is from RefSeq and is a predicted model, not a curated record. The transcript is spliced from 6 exons. The coding region runs from base 213 to 956 and encodes 247 amino acids. Lineage: Eukaryota; Metazoa; Arthropoda; Insecta; Hemiptera; Aphididae.